This is a messenger RNA of Filobasidium floriforme, 2265 nucleotides long. RefSeq names its product WD40-repeat-containing domain protein. The transcript has 11 exons. Lineage: Eukaryota; Fungi; Basidiomycota; Tremellomycetes; Filobasidiales; Filobasidiaceae. The record is from RefSeq and is a predicted model, not a curated record. Bases 168 to 1904 code for a protein of 578 amino acids. Gene Ontology annotation, molecular function: DNA binding; protein binding. Gene Ontology annotation, biological process: regulation of DNA damage checkpoint. Gene Ontology annotation, cellular component: nucleus.
GGGAUCAUCAAUUAUCAACGACCCGACUUCGAUAACUAUAAUGGCCUUAUAAGCUACCGCCAUCUUUUCCACUGUUACAUCUGCCAGUCCAUCUAUCGGUGAUCGGUAAUCAGCUCAUAUACAGAAGAAUCUUGACCUCUACCGACUGGACCACCACACGCGACGAGAUGGAGGACAACAAUGAAUACGAACAAGAACGUCUGAAAAUCAUCGCAGAGAACGAGAAACUUUUGACAUCUCUCGGACUGAAUGGCUUUUCCUCCAAUGCGCCUUCGUCUAGAGCUUCGAGUUCGACUCCGGCUUCGAAACGUAAAGCACCGGCAAACGGCAAGCAUGAGCCCACCAAGAAAAAGGCAAAGAUCGUUGCUCCACCUCCUGCUCGGCUGAGUAUGAGGUUGAGAGGACAACAGGCAAAGACGGAGGAGGACGUACAGGCGAUCGAAGAAUUCAAUGCCAACCUUGAAAAAGAAAACCAGAGGAAUCGGUACUUGGCGAAAAAGAUCAGGAAACCCGUCAUGGAAUUGGGAGAGAUGAUGGACGAGGAGGAAGACGAGAAAGACGUGAACAAGAUUAAAGAUCUGCAAACUGUAUUCCACGACCUAUCGCUCAAAGAUUUCCCUCGACCUUCCGGGAUGAACAGAGACUACGACGACCUCGAACCCGCCUCGGCUGCCGCACAGGCCGCUGACCUUUCCCUCAGACAGCUAUAUGGCAAGGUCCGGUACAUUGACGAGGUCAAGGCCACGGCCGGAAGGUCUUAUAGCUUGAUAGUUCAUCCGGAAAAAACAAAGUGUCUGGUCAUCUCGGGAGAUAAACGGGGUCAGCUUGGAAUCUGGGAUGCCGACGCGAAUGCCCAAGGCGUCGCCGACGAGGAUGAAGAAGAUUCCCCUACGAAUAACGUAUGGAGAGUGCAGGCUCAUCAAGCCAGCGCGAUUAGCUGUCUCCGUUGGAACCCGGUCAACAGUCAGACCCUCUACACGGCAUCCUACGAUUGUUCGCUGCGCCGAUUCGACCUUGCGACUGCUACCUCUACCGAAGUCUACUCAACACCCGACGUCGACGCCCUUUUCAAUCAAUUCGACUUGACACCGGAUGGUGAUCAAGUCUGGCUGUCUGACUCGGAUGGCGGGAUGAACCAUCUAGACAUGAGGGAGGGCAAGCAUAUCAGGCGUCGAUACGUCAUCGCCGAGUCGCCUUCUGCUGCCGGGAAAAAGGUCGGGGGUUUCAGCAUUAAUCCCGUCGAACCCUGGCUGGUUUGUAGUGCACACAAUGACCGAAAUAUGCGCAUAUGGGAUCUUCGCCAUAUUGACAAGGUCAAAAUGCAGCCUUUUGAAUUCGAGGAAGGUCCAAAACCGGCAGAAGGGAUUGAACCUCCACACGAUAGCGAAACGUACCCAACACAAAACUGUGAAUGGGAUGCCAUCAGCGAAUACGAGGCUAAAAAACCGAAAGCAAGGAUACUCCGAGCACGAGCUCCGCAUGGACUCAGUUGUAGUGCUGCAUUUUGGGACAUGAGCGGGAAGAGGAUCUUGACGACCAGUUAUGACGACAGAAUCAGAGUUUGGGAUGCUAACCCCUCAAAAUUCGUCGACAACUCGCCUACACGCAAUCUAACGGAGGUCUGGCAGGCGAGACACGAUACGCAGGUUGGACGCUGGGUGACCGUUUUCAAGGCCCAAUGGAGUCCUUAUGCCGAUAUCGCUCCGCACAUUAUGGUCGGCAACAUGAAACGUCGCCUUACGAUCCUGAGUGGUCUGACAGGUUCAGUCAUCGGUGACUUCAGCUACAACACCAUAACCGCGGUUCCCGCAGUUCACGCGAUGCAUCCCAACAGACCCGGUACGGUCCUGGGUGCAAAUGCCAGUGGAAAGGUCAUGAGAUUUGCCGUUGUUGAAGACGAAUGACCUCGCGGGUGGUGCGUUCCUACCCUGGUGCUACUAUACCACUUGUACCGAUCGGUUUACAAUGUCAAGAUUCCAUGGCCAAUUUGCUUGAUCGCACUCUCGUGGCAUCUUCCUGCAACGGGGCCGAGCCUUCUUGUCUGGCUGGUCACAGUGUCCGAUGCCUGCUACCGCUGAUCAACAGCGCGAGCGUCGGCGCUUGAUCUACAUGACGAAGGAGGGUGAUGAAUCCUAAUUUCUAGAGAUUGCUGUGGCCGGUACGCGACGAGUCUCUGGUCUGUCAGCUAGCUAGCAACGAAGCGACCAGCUCGUCCUUUGAUCUUUGAAUCGUCAUGUCGACAUCGUGUCGAUGAUCGAUGAAGAG